GGCAAUGGUUAUAUUGCUGUAUCGGAUUUACGCGAUAUUUUGAGAGCACUCGAUGACAAUGUAUCCGAGGAAGAGCUGGACGAAAUGAUCGCGGAGAUCGAUGCUGAUGGCUCAGGAACAGUCGAUUUCGAUGAAUUUAUGGAAAUGAUGUCAGGAGAAUAA
Molecule: messenger RNA, 162 nt
Organism: Dracunculus medinensis (Guinea worm)
Lineage: Eukaryota; Metazoa; Nematoda; Chromadorea; Rhabditida; Dracunculidae
Source: the annotation of a GenBank genome assembly